GUUACAAGAUGAAUUUUUAAGUCUGCAAAAAGAAAUGAAAUUGACACUAGAAGAAAACAAGGCAAUUAAUAAUAAAAGUGUAGAAGCCAUCGAAAAAGCUAACAAAAUGGUUCAAAAGCAGCAGAAAGAAAUUGAAGAAUUAAAAAUGAAAUUAGAAGCCCAAACAUCAAACAAUUUAUAUAGAAAUCUUAAAGAAAAAUCCAGAAAUAACUUGAAGGAAUGGACUAAUCAAUUGGAAUCUGAAUUAGAUAAUUAUAGGCAAGAAUAUACUAGACUCCAUUAUGAAGCUUCAACUCUUAAAUCACAACUUGAGUAUAAUGAAAUAGAACAUAAAAGAACUGUUGAAGGAUUAAAACUUCAGUAUGAAUCAGAGAUAACAAAUUUGCAAAACAAAAUUGAUGAUCUAUUAAUGGAGAAACAUCACGAAAAUAAACAGGAAGGACAGCAAUUACAUAUUUUACAGAAAGAAAAUGUUCAAUUACAAUCAAAAAUAAAAGGACUUUCAACAGAACUGGAAGAGUUACAAAAAGUAAAAGAAAAAGUGGGGUUACGUACCGAUAACGUCGUACGAUUACAAACAAAACAACUGACGGAACACGAAAUUAACAUUCGAACUCUCGAGUCAGAAAUAAAAUCAUGUGAGUUGCAGAAAGAAGCAACCGAAAAAGAGUUGUCCCUGUGUUACGAAAAUAAUAAAAUUUUAACAUCAGAAUUACAGUCUACAAAGAAAGAAUUAAUUUUAAUUAAAAAUCAAUUGGAAGAAGUUAAACAAAAGUGUCAGAUUGAAUUAGCGAAUAUUAAAGUCGAAAAUUUGAGGAAUAAGGGAAAAUUAGAAAGGGACAAAAGCCAACUUAAUAUAGAACUUUCUAGUAAGUUUUUUCUUUUAAUUUUCUUAAUAAUUAUAUAUUAAAUUUAUUGAUAUUCAUUUUAUGUAAUUCAAUAUAUACAUAUAUAAACAUCUUAAAGACUGAUGAUUGUAUCAAAGUUAAACAAUUAUCAGACUAAAUCGGCCUAAGAGAUGGUGCCUAAUACUUACCUCUAGUGCCAAAUUACUAAUAUUUAAUAAUUAUUAGUAGUGGAAACAUAGCUUGAUAUAAUCCGGUUAUCAUUUGGCUUUCAUACACUGCUAAACUAUUUAAUCACAAGUAAUUAUUGUCAUGUGGAUGGAUAUGAUCAUUACAGUUGUGGAUGUGGAAAAGUUAAAAGUUUGU
Centruroides sculpturatus (bark scorpion) is the source of this 1211-nucleotide messenger RNA. Its product is annotated as centrosomal protein of 83 kDa-like. NCBI's taxonomy places the organism in Eukaryota, Metazoa, Arthropoda, Arachnida, Scorpiones, Buthidae. The transcript has 4 exons. The record is from RefSeq and is a predicted model, not a curated record. The coding region runs from base 35 to 910 and encodes 291 amino acids.